This is a messenger RNA of Rhododendron vialii, 2616 nucleotides long. RefSeq names its product 30-kDa cleavage and polyadenylation specificity factor 30. The transcript is spliced from 7 exons. The coding region runs from base 145 to 2223 and encodes 692 amino acids. Gene Ontology annotation, cellular component: nucleoplasm. Gene Ontology annotation, biological process: regulation of mRNA splicing, via spliceosome; mRNA splicing, via spliceosome. Lineage: Eukaryota; Viridiplantae; Streptophyta; Magnoliopsida; Ericales; Ericaceae. Gene Ontology annotation, molecular function: mRNA binding; metal ion binding; N6-methyladenosine-containing RNA reader activity. The record is from RefSeq and is a predicted model, not a curated record.
UAUCCGCGGAUCAAACACGACUCGGAGUAACUCUGUCUCUCUGUCUCUCUGUCUCUCUCAUGCGUUCACAUAAAAUUCCCCCGAAACCCUAACUAAACUCCACAGAGAGCACAGGCUGUCUCUAGCACACACAAAUCACUACCAAUGGACGAUGGGGACGGUGUCCUGAGCUUCGAUUUCGAGGGCGGCCUCGACGCGGGCCCCACCAUCCCCACGGCAUCCGUACCCGUAGUCCACUCCGACGCAGUCGGUGGCGGCGGGACCGCCAAUAACGCCGCCGCCGCCGCAGCAGCGCCAGCAGGUGGCGCCGAUCCCGCUGCGGCGGCGGGGGGAAACCAUUCGGGGCGGCGGAGCUUCAGACAGACGGUUUGCCGGCACUGGCUCCGGAGCCUGUGUAUGAAGGGCGACGCCUGCGGGUUCCUCCACCAGUACGACAAGGCCCGGAUGCCGGUCUGCCGAUUCUUCCGCCUCUACGGCGAGUGCCGCGAGCAGGAUUGCGUUUACAAGCACACCAAUGAGGAUAUCAAGGAGUGUAACAUGUACAAGUUGGGAUUUUGUCCAAAUGGCCCUGAUUGUCGGUAUAGGCAUGCAAAGCUGCCUGGACCUCCACCUCCUGUGGAAGAAGUCCUUCAGAGAAUUCAGCAGAUGACUUCUUACAACUAUGGCAACUCCAACAGGUUUUUUCAAAACCGAAAUGGUAAUUAUCCUCAACAAACAGAAAAAAAUCAGUUUACUCAAGGUCCAAAUGCUGCUAAUCAAGGCACAGCUGCAAAAUCUUCUACAACGGAGUCCCUCAAUAUACAGCCGCAGCAACAAGGUCAACAGUCCGAACAACAGGGCAACCAGACCCAAGUACAAAAUCUUGCCAAUGGCCAGCAAAAUCAGGGGAAUAGAACUGCUACGCCGCUUCCUCAAGGAAUAUCUAGGUAUUUUAUUGUGAAAAGUUGCAAUCGUGAAAAUUUAGAAUUAUCGGUACAACAAGGAGUAUGGGCAACUCAGCGAAGCAAUGAGGCUAAACUCAAUGAAGCUUUUGAUUCUGUGGAAAAUGUUAUCUUGAUAUUUUCAGUCAACCGGACUCGACAUUUCCAGGGUUGUGCAAAAAUGUCAUCUAAAAUUGGUGGCUCCAUUGGUGGAGGGAAUUGGAAGUAUGCACAUGGAUCUGCACAUUAUGGGCGGAAUUUCUCUGUGAAAUGGCUAAAGUUAUGUGAAUUGUCUUUUCACAAAACUCGUUAUUUGAGGAACCCUUACAAUGAGAAUCUGCCGGUGAAGAUUAGCAGAGAUUGUCAGGAGCUAGAGCCUUCUAUUGGUGAGCAGUUGGCUUCUAUGCUCUACCUUGAGCCUGACAGUGAACUUAUGGCAAUCUCACUUGCAGCAGAAUCAAAGCGAGAGGAGGAAAAGGCCAAGGGUGUGGUCAAUCCAGACAAUGGGACUGAAAACCCAGAUAUUGUCCCAUUUGAGGACAACGAAGAGGAGGAAGAAGAAGAAGAAGAAGAAAGUGAGGAGGAGGAGGAAAGCUAUGGCCCAGGUUUCGCAGCACAAGGCAGGGGAGGAAGGGGAAGGGGAAUGCCGUGGCCCCCUCAUAUGCCUCUUGCACGUGGAGCCAGGCCUUUUCCCGGGAUGCGGGGCUUUCCGCCUGUCAUGAUGAGUGCUGAUGGAUUUCCUUACGGGGCUGUCACACCUGAUAAUUUUCCGAUGCCCGACCUUUUCGGCAUGGGCCCUCGCCCUUUUGACCCGUUCGGUCCGAGGUUCCCCACCGGUUUCGUGGGUCCUGCAUCUGGCAUGAUGUUUCACAACCGACCGAUGGGUGGGGGAUUCGGGAUGAUGAUGGGUCCCACCGGACGAGCACCUUUCAUGGGCGGGAUGGGCGUUGGAGCUGCGGGCCCACCAAGAUCAGGCCGCCCUGUGGGUAUGCCCCAGAUGUUUCAGCCGCCUCUGUCACAGCCCAUGCAGAAUAUGAACCAUCCAAUAAGGAGGGAUCAGAGAGGACCUGCUACUGAUAAGAAUGAACGAUACAGAGACGGUCAUGAGAUGUCUGCUUCAGGAACGGAUGGCGAAACACUAUAUAAGCAAGGAGGGAAACCACAAGAAGAUCGAGGUGGAAAUGACUUACGGAAUGAUGAGAGCGAAAGUGAGGAUGAGGCACCGAGAAGGUCAAGACAUGGGGAGGGAAAGAAGAAGAGGCGUGGUUUGGAGGCAGAUGCUACUACUGGCUCUGAUCAAUAACUGUAGUGAUGCAUUAACAACUUUCCCAAUUAUCAUUCCUUCUGGAGUUAUAAUGUUGUGUAAUUGUGAAGGUUGGGGAAGAGAGGAGAAUUUGGGCGGAAAAUUCUAGGUUUUUAACGAUGGCUCUUGGGUUGAGAUUUUCAAUUAUGUUGCCCAGUGCAAGAAACCAAAGGGAUACGAGGGAUUUGAUUAGUUCGUAGUUUCUACUGUAUUAUUAUUGUACAUGGGUUGUUUCUCUAGCUCUUUUAUGGGGGCAUGUAAUUUACCCUGUGCCCCGAAAUUAAACUACACUAAUGCUGAUAAUGGGGACCAGUAAAAUUGCUGGGGAUGUAUGUGGGCGUUGCAGUGAGGAUGAUAUACCACUUGAUUAAAGGAAACUAUACUUUCAGUCUA